Messenger RNA from Saccostrea echinata, 2076 nucleotides. Its product is annotated as toll-like receptor 13. Gene Ontology annotation, cellular component: membrane. The coding region runs from base 1 to 2064 and encodes 687 amino acids. Gene Ontology annotation, biological process: toll-like receptor signaling pathway; immune response. The transcript has a single exon. The record is from RefSeq and is a predicted model, not a curated record. Gene Ontology annotation, molecular function: protein binding; transmembrane signaling receptor activity. Lineage: Eukaryota; Metazoa; Mollusca; Bivalvia; Ostreida; Ostreidae.
AUGUAUUCAAAAGACAUUUCCAGUAGAGCAGUAUUGGCUUUAUUUUCCCUGUUUACAGUGACAGCAAAUGAUUGUCCAUCUGUCUGUCGGUGUUAUAAUAUUACUGCGGAUUGUUCUAAUCAAAAUCUCUCUUAUAUACCAAAGCUUCCAAAACAUAUUCAGGAGAUUGAUCUUUCAGGGAAUUUUUACGAGAAUCUCACAAAACAGACAUUUGAAAAUGUGUCUAAGGAACAUAAAGUGGACUAUUUAGAUUUGUCUGUAUGUAACAUUGUUGAUGUUGGUCCCGGAAUCUUCGAAGAUUUACUUUAUCUCAGAAAUUUGAAUUUCAGUGACAAUGUUUUUAAACAUGCAAAUUUGUCGGAUAUUAUAACUUCAAGCAUUGAAGUGAUUGACCUCUCUGGAACAGAAAUAGAUAUCCAUGAAUUUGCAACAAUAGAAAGUCAAUCGCUGCAGAAACUCUUUUUGAAUAAGAACAAAAUCAAAAACCGUGUUAACAGUUCCAUUUUUAAGAAUUUGCCCAACAUCAAGGAACUUACACUCGCUGACAAUGGAAUAUACAAUAUAUCCCUAGAGGGACUGCGUAAUAUUUCUAGCUUAUCUCUGCAAUUAAACGAAAUUAUUUUUUUCCCAACAUUUUGUGAUCCAGAUAAUAAAUCUUUGACUCCAUCGUUGGUGUAUUUGGAUGUCCAACAAAAUCACAUUUCAAAUCUGAUAAAUUUAGAAAAGUCUUCCAAAUGCUUGACAACUCUGACUCAUUUGGCGCUCUCUUACAAUCCAAUAAGAAUCUUGAAGAACAAUACAUUUGCUCAUCUACCCAAUCUAACAAAUCUGUAUCUUGAAAAUCUUUUUAGUGUUGAAAACAUCUUUGAGGAAAUGUCAUUAUCUUCCAACUCUCUUCAAGAACUCCACAUUGGGAACAUCGGAGCUAAAUAUCCUCCAACUUUUGAUUCAAACCGUGUUUUUAAGCAUACACCAGAAUUAGUGAAAUUAAGCAUAGCGCGCUUUGAUUUGAUGAAUACAAAUAUGUCUUUGUUAUUGGAAUUUUUGCUCAAACUCGAGGAACUUGUUAUCAAUGAUUGCCAUCUUCUACAAAUUCCGCGUAUUAUUUCCAGUUUGAAACGUCUCAAAGUACUGGAUUUGGGAACCAAUUAUAUUGGAGCCUUGAAUUAUCAUUUAUUUGAAGAUUUGAGGGGUCUUAAGAAUUUAACUUUAAUGGCAAAUAGGAUUAGUGUUAUUGACAAUAACUCUAUUUCUAUUGCAACACUUGAUCGUCUUUCUCUUCUGGAUAUCCGAUUCAAUCCAUAUGCUUGCAACUGUGAUUUGUAUUGGUUCAUUAACUCUGUACUGAAAGAAAGGAAAGAUAUUUUGUUCCAGAAUGAUCUAUCUUCUUACCAGUGUUCUUCUCCGAAAAAUCUAUAUAACCGAACCUUGACGGAUUAUAACCCAUCAUAUUAUGAAUGUCAUUCUUUGACGAUGCAAGAGGCGAUUGCAAUCGCUACAGUCUGCAUUUUUAUUUUGCUGAUCAUUCUUGUUGUUCUCUACAAAAAAUACAAAUGGCAUAUAAAAUACUAUGCUUAUUUGCUCCGGUCACGAAAAGGAUAUGAAAAAAUUGAAGGAACGGAUGAGUCAGAUAUUUUAUUUGAUGCCUUUGUUGCGUAUAAUGAAGAUGACCGCUCCUGGGUUAUCUCCAAUUUGAUGUCAGAACUUGAGGGUAAGGAGCAAUAUCGCUUGUGUCUUCACGAAAGAGACUUUCUUCCUGGGAGGACUAUUUUCUCACAAAUCUCUCACACUAUAAAGAGAAGUAGAAAAGUCAUUUUAGUUAUAUCAAACAGCUUUGCAAAGAGUCAAUGGUGUCAGUACGAGACUCUGGUGGCGCAGGAUCGACUGAUUGAUGACGGUGCCAAUGUGCUUAUUGUUGUGCUGUUGGGGGAAAUUCAGAGCAAAUAUAUGACAGACUCUUUGCAUAUGCUACUUCGUUCCAUGACCUAUAUAAGAUGGCCAUCAGCAAAUUCGCCUGGAAGGGAACUUUUCUGGAACAAAAUUAAACUUGCAAUGAAGCAAUAAUGCAACAAAUUG